Molecule: messenger RNA, 1170 nt
Organism: Brenthis ino (lesser marbled fritillary)
Lineage: Eukaryota; Metazoa; Arthropoda; Insecta; Lepidoptera; Nymphalidae
Source: the annotation of a GenBank genome assembly
AUGAGUGCUCAAAAGUGUGUUGUAGAAGGCUGUAAUCUCGAAUACGAUGUGGUUUGCAGCUUUUCCUUUUACAAUGUGAACACAUCAGCAGACUGCGAUGACAAAAGACAAAAUUGGAUCGAAGGUGCUAUGCAUGAGGAGAGCGAGUGCCUCUGGAGACAUGUUAGCCUGCAAUUAUGCGGGUACCACUUCGAACUCGACGCCCAAGGGCUCUGGAUCGAUUCCCCGAUGCUCCCCGAACUCCUCACUCCUCAGGAGACGGCGGCGCCAAUGCAACAGACUGCUGCUGAUAAAAAAGUGGCCGACAUCGUCCGCAUGGACCACAACUACAGCGCGGAGCCGGUGCGGGAGACGCACGAGAACGUGUCGCGGCUCAACGUGCGGCAGCUCGUCGACACACUCGGAUACUUGUCACUGAAGAAAUUGCAAAAGAAACAACUGUGGGUGGUGAAAGUGGAAACGGACAAAGCAGAGGCUUCCAUCACUCAGUCCGAGCAGGUUAUCACCAAGAUGCCUGACCCCAAACAGAUUAUUGAGAUCGUGCCCCAAACAUCUACAUCAGAAACUCUGGAAAAUCAAAAUGAAGUUCUACACAUAAUGGAAGAUGGCAAUAUAUCAGACAAUUUUAUAUAUGAGAUAGCAGAAGAACAAGAAAUUACUAUGGAGGAGGUUAAAGAGAUACCCGGAACGAACAGAGAGUGGACUGUCAACAUACUGCCGGACGAUUCGAAACCAAAAUAUGCAUAUAUAAAGCAUUGUAACACUGGCAAGAAAAAACGACAUUUUACAGCAGAAAUGAAUGAAAUAACACUACAAGGGGAUUAUGAGAAUUAUUAUAUUCUGCCGGACGUUGAUCCUUCGGUGGGAGUGGAAAUUACUACAAGCUAUGAACCAGAAAACUUUAUAGUGGAGGAGUACCCACAUCUAGUGUUAGAGGAGAGACCAAGAAAGAGAUCAAGGGACUCGGAUCCAGCGAAGAAGAGAAAAAAGAAGAUGUCACCGAGCGUUCGGGAGAUAAAAGUGAAGCAAGAAAUCAAGUCGGAGCUGGAAGAAGACUGGGUUAUCGAUAACAGUGUAUACGAUCAAGACACGUCAGAAGAUUAUGAUGAUAAAAAAGCUGCGAGAGUCAGAAGAAAAAAUAAAAAAUAUCUAGGAUAUGAUUUUGUCACG